This is a messenger RNA of Plutella xylostella (diamondback moth), 1797 nucleotides long. RefSeq names its product acyl-CoA Delta(11) desaturase. Gene Ontology annotation, biological process: unsaturated fatty acid biosynthetic process. Gene Ontology annotation, molecular function: stearoyl-CoA 9-desaturase activity; iron ion binding. Gene Ontology annotation, cellular component: endoplasmic reticulum membrane. Lineage: Eukaryota; Metazoa; Arthropoda; Insecta; Lepidoptera; Plutellidae. The record is from RefSeq and is a predicted model, not a curated record.
CAGUUACUGGUACCCUGUCUUACUGAUCUUAAAUGUAAUGUAAAUACAUGAUAAUAAUAACAUACGAGAACUUUACGUUGCAAUGCACCUUAAUCUCGACUACUAAUAAAAUUCCUCCCUGUAUUUUAUUAUGUUAAUACUUGCAAAAACGAUACAUUAAUUAUAUCAGUGUCCCCUAAAUACGCGUGCGAAUGCGAAUUUACCAAAACAAUACUUUUUGGGCAGAGCGGCCUACCGUUUAGAUCAUCUUAGUAUAAUUUUAAAUAAUUAAACCAAAUAAUAAUAAUAAUUAUACAUCUUAUUGCCCUGCCUUCCGUAAAAAUAAUAGACAAACAGUUUUAUUGUUGUUAAUACUUAGAUUUGGUGGAAUAAGUUUAGUGAUGCGUGCGUGUCUAAGUGAUACUGGUCUAGAUCCAAGUGCUUAAGUUACCUUCUAAAAACUACAACUCCAUUGGCAGUUAUAUCCGUACCUAAUUAAAUAUAAGGAAAUAAUAAAUACAAUUAAUUACCUAGGUAUCUGAAAUUUAUUGAAAUUAACAUAACUUGCAAACUAAUAUGCCACCCAGCAGCUCUACAGACGAAGGUCAAGGCUUCAGAGCACUUGAAAAAACCAUUCCAGGUGAAGUGAAGGACCAAGUGUUCAAGAAACUAGAGGCCCCUCAAGCUGCUCCUAGGAAGUAUGAGGUGGUCUACUUCAAUCUACUGACGUUCGGGUUCGCACAUCUAUCCUCGGUCUAUGGACUGUACUUGAUCUUUACUGCUGCCAAAUGGCAGACAAAUGUAUUCACUGCAGUAAUCAUCAUAGCUAGUGGGUUGGGCAUCACCGCCGGCGCCCAUCGGCUCUGGGCCCACAGGACAUACAAAGCGAAGAUGCCGCUACAAAUCAUCCUCAUGAUAUUGAACACUAUGGCCUUCCAAAACACAGCCAUACACUGGGUCAGGGACCAUCGCCUUCACCACAAAUAUAGUGACACAGAUGCCGAUCCCCACAAUGCAACAAGAGGGUUCUUUUACUCCCAUGUCGGGUGGCUGCUGGUGAAGAAACAUCCAGAAGUCAGGAGAUGCGGCAAACUCAUCGACAUGUCCGAUAUUAAGAGCAAUCCUGUGCUUAAAUUUCAAAAAAGAUACGCCAUUCCUCUGGUACUGACAGUGACCUUCAUUCUGCCAGCAGCCAUACCGUGGUACUACUGGGGAGAGACCCUCAACACAUCAUGGCAUGUUGCGGUCAUGUUUCGAUACGUGUACACUUUAAACGUCACGUUCCUGGUAAACAGCGCCGCUCAUUUGUUCGGCUACAAGCCGUAUGACAAAAACAUAAUGCCGGUACAAAACAAGUUUGUUUCUUUAACUGCUUUGGGAGAAGGCUGGCACAACUACCACCACAUCUUCCCGUGGGACUACCGGACAGCUGAACUUGGGAAUAACUCGCUUAAUUUGACGACGCAUUUCAUAGAUUUCUUCGCGAAGAUCGGGUGGGCUUACGACCUGAAGGCGGCGCCUGAAGACAUGAUCAAGACGCGAGCGGCGAGGACGGGCGACGGCUCUCACUGCUGGGGCUGGGGCGACACGGAUCAGGACAAGGAAGAAAGAGAACAAGCGAUCAUCAAGCAUCCGAUCGCAGACUAGGAUUUGUAAGGAACUGAAAGAAAAUCGUGGUUUUAUAUUUUUCUAUAUGGUUUAUUUAUGGGAGAUUAUUAAAUGAAUCAUGCAAAAAAUUUAGAAGAUGAUGACCAAUGCAUCGUUUUUGUAUGGCAUAGGUAUGGAUAAUAUAAAUAAAAUACCGGAUAUGUUUAUGAA